Homalodisca vitripennis (glassy-winged sharpshooter) is the source of this 1713-nucleotide messenger RNA. RefSeq lists its product as uncharacterized. NCBI's taxonomy places the organism in Eukaryota, Metazoa, Arthropoda, Insecta, Hemiptera, Cicadellidae. The record is from RefSeq and is a predicted model, not a curated record. Gene Ontology annotation, molecular function: zinc ion binding; nucleic acid binding. The transcript has a single exon. The coding region runs from base 1 to 1713 and encodes 570 amino acids.
AUGGACUGUCAAACUACAUACAGGAGUAAUGGAAAGGAGAAGGAGCAAGCCGCUUUCAAGCGCAGUUCAAUUAUGCAAAGGUCUCCGACCUUGACGACUGGGACGCCGACGAGGAGACUUAAAACCUCCCCUCCGCCGGUGCCGUUCAAGGCUGUUAGUGACACCGGAUCGUCGUCCGGAUCCGGAAAGAGGAAAGAAGAGGUCGAUCUGGCGAUGGAGGUGACCAACCCGGAAACACCUCAAGGAAUUCCUCCCAGCAACAGCUCUCUUCGUGCGGCAUUCGGUCUGCAAAUGCUUCAGCAGCAGCAUGACGAUGCCAGCGAAGAGGAGGACCUGUCACUAAAAAAAAUGAAAGCUCUUUUGAAGGAGAUGGCCAAGGCUCUCCUUACUCAGAGGAACGUGAACAAGGCGAUUAAGGAUGGAAUUCCGAAACUCGAUGAUUUCCUUGGUGAAAUCGAGGAAUGCCGGAAGAUCAGGCUGAAGGCGGUGAAGCAGGAGCGCGACAUCAUGAACCGUGUCAUAUCUGAUUCACCUCAAGCUCAAGCUUAUCUGGCUGAGUCUCAGACCCAAGCCAGAAAGCGAGUAAAGCGGCAGAGAGGUUCUUCGCCGGGAAGCCCUGAGCUUAGGGAAUUGGAUCCAGCGCCGAAUCCAGUCUUCUUCUCUGCUUCCACACAGACUGAGGACGUUCCGGCUGCUGAUUUAGUUCCUGCUCCGGUAGGGGUUCCUGCACCAGCAGCUGCUCUAAUCCCAGCGUCAAUCCCAUCGACAUCUCUCAACUCGCAGGGGCCCGCUCCGCAAACACCUUUGGGGAACUGGGAGAGACGCCUGUCAAAAAAAGAGAGGAGACAGCUAAAGCGCGCCGAGGCUGCCUCAAAAAAGACGCCUGCAAAAGGGAAGAAGAAAGUCCAAGUCUCUGAACCGGUUAAGGAGACCCCUAGCAAAACUUCCAGGAAGCCUUCACGACCCAGGCUCAAGAAGCCUAGGCCUGAGGCGAUUUUGAUCAAACCCUUAGGGGGGCGAUCUUUCGCCGAUGUCCUAGGACAGAUUAAAACCCAGGCGAAACCGGAAGAGACGGAGACUACAAUCAAGUCCAUCCGACGAACCCAGAACGGGGAUGUUCUCCUCGAACUGGGAAAAUCGAGGGACAAGGACGGUUUUGCUGCUUCCCUCAAAACCGCUCUUGGUGACAAAGGCUCUAUUCGAACCCUUCAACCGAGAUGUUCAGUGGAGAUCCGAGACCUAGACGUUCUAUCUACAGAGGACGAGGUGAUCAAAGCGUUAAAGAAGGCGCUUCCAGAACUACCGGGAGAAGCGGGAGGUCUCAAGGUCUGGUUGACAAAACCAAAUCGGAGCCAGCAGCGUAUGGCAAUUGCUGAAUUGGGCGAAAAGCACGCUAAUAAGCUGCUUAGCCUCCAGCACCUGAGAGUCGGAUGGGUGAGUUGCAGGCUCAAACAAAGGGUCAUCGUGCAAAGAUGCUACCGGUGCCUAGCGUUCGGUCACUCUUCCCUUACCUGCAGAGGGCCCGACCGAAGUUUCAACUGCCUCCGGUGCGGAGACCAAGGCCACAAGAAGAAAGACUGCACCUCGAGCCUCUCCUGUUUCCUCUGUAAGGAGACAGGUUCUGCUGGGAAUGCUCUUGGUCACUUACCUGGUUCUGGUCAGUGCGGUGUUUUUAGAUCCGCACUCGAACAGGCAAAAGGCAGAGGCCAAUAA